GCGGCGGGGAAGAAGUCGGAAGUCUGGUGGGUUCUGGGCGUCGAGAUGGAGGAGAGCGAAUACGAGUCGGUUCUGUGUGUCAAGCCGGAGGUUCAUGUCUACCGCAUCCCGCCGCGGGCCACCAACCGUGGCUACAGGGCCGCGGAGUGGCAGCUGGACCAGCCAUCAUGGAGUGGCCGGCUGCGAAUCACAGCGAAAGGGCAGGUGGCCUACAUCAAGCUGGAGGACAGGACCUCAGGGGAGCUCUUUGCUCAGGCACCAGUGGAUCAGUUUCCUGGCACAGCUGUGGAGAGUGUGACGGAUUCUAGCAGGUACUUUGUUAUCCGCAUCGAAGAUGGAAAUGGGCGACGGGCGUUUAUUGGAGUUGGCUUCGGGGACCGAGGUGAUGCCUUUGACUUCAAUGUUGCGCUACAGGACCAUUUCAAGUGGGUGAAACAGCAGUGUGAAUUUGCAAAACAAGCCCAGAACCCAGACCAAGGCCCCAAAUUGGACCUGGGCUUCAAGGAGGGCCAGACCAUCAAGCUCAACAUUGCGAACAUGAAGAAGAAGGAAGGAGCCGCUGGGACUCCCCGAGCCCGGCCCGCCAGCACAGGAGGACUGAGCCUGCUUCCUCCUCCCCCAGGGGGAAAAGUCUCCAGCCUUAUCCCUCCCCCUGGAGAGCAGUUGUCUGUUGGGGUGUCCCCCGCCCAGCCAGCAGUUGUUCCCAGUUCAGGAGGUGCCACCGUGUCUUGGCCGCAGCCCAAGCCUGCCACCGCCGAUGUCUGGGGAGACUUUACCAAAUCGACAGGGUCAACAUCCAACCAGACUCAGCCUGGCACAGGCUGGGUCCAGUUCUGACCUGAGCACACUCUUUUCCUCAUACAACUUCUGGAAAGGAGCCACCUCAUCUGGGACAUAAGAAGGAGGAUGAAGCGCUCCCUGCUGGCCCCUGUGUUUGGAGCAUGACUCUCUCCUCCAUGCCUGGCUCCUUUGACAGACUGGGCGCAUUAAACAGUCAGUUGGCACCUUGUCACACUGGUUGGUGCCUGGGAUCCCAGUAUGUGACCAGAACACAGGAGAAGAAAAGCUGUAGGAGCCCCAUCCCUUUUGUCCUCUUGCCAUGAGAGAGACUCCGAGGCUUGACUUCUUCCAUCACAAUGACCCAUAUUAAACACAAGCCCCAAAAGCAAAAGAAGGGGUUGAGUUUGCUACCUGGAUUCACAUCAGCCCUUCUCAGGGUUUACAUGUGUCACGUGAUCGCUGUUCAGAAGAGGGGCUUUCUGCACUCUCUUUGUCUGUAGUCACUUAAGGAGGCUUCCUUCCUGAUUUCUAGCAGGUUUAUAGGCCGCAGCUUGAAUAGACAAUUAGGAGGGGAGUUGGGAGUAUUCAGUAGCUUUUUAUUUCCUUUUUAAUAUUUGCUUUGCAAAUGUGCUGAUCUGCCCUAACUCCUUGUCUUUGCAAAAGGGACUGCUUCCACGGCGUGCCCCAAUAGGAGCCUCUGAGACAUUCCCCUGUCAGCGCAGGGCUGCCCUGGGCCUCAGGAAGCAGUGCGCAGCUCUGCCAGGGUGCCUGGUUUCCAUGUCUUCAGCCCAGGCGGGCAGUGCAGGGCCGAGGCAGGCGCUGAAAGAGGAUGGAACUGUUUGGUCAGAAGGUGGGAACUCGUCUCAUGGAGGUGCGUCAGCCCUUCUGUCCGCUGGCAGCUCUCUGGGGCUCACAACGCAGUUCCUUGGCUGACUUGGGUUUUCUCCUUGGAGGUUUCUGAAGUGCCUUGUCUGCAGACAACCUCUUUUUUUCUCCUUCAGGGACUGUCACUGACAGACAGGAGCUCAGAGUGAACUGGAAGUCUAAGGUUGCUUGGAUUACUGGUUCAUCAGAGAUAAUUUUAUCUGAGCUCACCUCUGAAAUUCCUUUUAUUGACUCAUCUUACCUCUCAGCUGAGAGAUUUCUUUUGUGAAGGGUGAAGACCAUGAACUGAAAGAAGUGUUGGCCUGUUUGUGGGACCAAAUUUCUAAGAUAAAGAAAUAAUAAAUUUAUUUCUAUCAAUAUAUGUCAAAGAUGCAAGUAUUUUUAGCAGCAUGGCUGCUAAACCUUAUUUCAAGAUGCCCCAGCUAGACUGGCAGCCACGUCUGUCACCACUGAGCACACGUCUAGGUUUAAAGUCUGGGGCCAGGGUGUCAGCUUGGCCAAAGUGAGAGUUAGACCCUAAUGCCCUGAGCCAGCCAGACACUUCUUUACUGUGCAUCUAGAAGAGCACAAUCUGUGCACCAUCCUUGGAACUGUUGGGACAGCAGUUGCUCACAUCAUUUUCUGUAGGGCCUAAUUCUCUUGUGGAACUUUGGGUACGAAAGGUUGUGCUAGAGCAUCUGGCUCCUUGCCUUCUGAAGUGAGGGGGGUCCUGCCUCCCACCAAGACCUCCUUCUGGAGGUAUCUCUCUAAAUAGGAGGGGUGUUCAGAUGCACGGAGGUAAAAAAAAAUAUACUGCUCUUGCCUGAGGAUUCUGUAAGAAAGAUACAGCCUUUAUCAUUGGUUUUGGAGACAGCCAUUCUGGGAAAUACACAGUGUUGUUAUUGUUAGCUGCCGUCAAGUCGGCCCCUGACUCAUGAUGACCCCACGUACAAUAGAAGGAAGUGCUGCCCGACCCUGUGCCAUCCCCAUGAUUGUAUGUGAAUGGAACCAUUGUGAGUGUAGGAGAAGAGAAACAAAAAUUGAGGAUCCUCUUGCCCAUUGAAUAAGGACAAGGCAAGCAUCAGAGGAUUCUCGGUAAUAAGCCUGUGUGUAUUUCACAUCACAUUACUUCCCACCUGGACGAGAGUUACUUUUUUCUAAGUGCUUGAAGGUUGGAAAUGAGAAAGCUUAGACAGAGGAAGCCCUUCAUUAGAAGUUACUGUAUUCCAUGGAAGGUUCUGGACACAGACCUGAGCUUUGGAUCUAGACUCCCCUGGUUAGAUGUGUGACCACAGGCUCCCCCUUCCUUAACCUCUGAGCGCCACUCAGGUGAGGCAUACAAAGCAUUAGCAGGUGCACAUUGGAUAGUUUGGCUUUAAUUACUGUUACCUAGAGUUAGGUUGCCAUGAGUUGGAAUUGACUUGGUGGCAACUGAUGGGUUGGUGUAAGAUACCAGACCUGUUAAUUAUGAGGAAGAGGAGGAGGCAGCUGAUAAGGAAGCAGCCAUUAAGAUCUAAUUGAAAAGUACCUCGAGUCUGGGGCAAGGAACAGUUUGGUGCUCUCUGUCACCAACUGAAAAUUUCUUGUUACAGGCGCAGGAUCCUUGGGAAAACUGAAUAUCCAACCAGGAACCCCUUUGUUACACUCCUGACUGGAGCUUGCAAAUUGGUGGGGGUAGGGGUGGGAGGUGGAUAAAAUGGAUGACAGGAGAUAGGCAUUGGUUUGGGGGUCUGUGAGACCUAAGCUACUCUCUGCACAAUGGGAGGAUUUAGAUACGCUGAGAGGUGUAGCGGACAGACUCAGGUGGCCCCAGGGGGGGUUAUCCACUAGGCAAGGGAAGCACGGUGCUUACCUUGCUUACCAGAUCAUCUGUAGUGAACAAUUUCACAUCUUUUCACCACAUCAAAGAUUCUGCUUCUAGGUCUGGGUGGCAUCUGUCUCUCUCCCAACUCCACAGCACCUUCCUACAGAAUAAAAGCCUCUUUUCAAAUUUACAAUCCCUGACAGGGGUGGAUGACCCAGUAAGCAAGGUAGCACGAGUUUACUUGUGCUUACUUACUAAUCUGUAGUGAGCAAUUCCACAUGAAUUUCAUGUGAAUGAUGUGGUGAAACCUAUGUGAAAUUGUUCACUACAGAUAAUAAGCAAGUUAAGCACUGGGCUUACCUUGCUUAUUGGAUAAUCUACCCCUGGAUGGCCCCCAUGACCUCCACUUCCUGGGAUUCAUACUCUUGUGUAGUCCCCUCCCUUCAAAUGUGGGCAGAAUCUGGGACUUGCUUCUAACCAAUAGAAUAACACAAAGGUCAUGAGAUACUACUUCCAUGAUUAUGUUAUAUAAGGUUGCAAUGUUUGUCUUGCUUAGAGACUCUUGCUGGUUUUGAAGAAGCCAGCUGCCAUGUUGUGCGCUGCUCUAGGGAGAGGCCCAUGUGGCAGCAGAUGGUGACAUCUUGCUAAGAGCCUCUGAGGAACUGACGCCCUCAGUCCAACAGCCUUCCAGGAACAAUCCUGCCAACGACAUGUGAAUGAACUUGAAAGUGGAUCGUUUCCUAGUUAACCUAAGAUGAUGCCACAGCAUCAUCCGACACCUUGAUUGCAGCCUGUGAGGACCCUGAACCAGAAGACCCAGAAACACUGCACUGGAUUCCUCACCCUCAGAAACCGAGAGAAUCAACGUAUGUUGUCUUAAGUCGCUAAGUUUUGGGGAUUUGUAUACAGCAGUAGAUAAGUAAUAGAGGCUAUUUCCAGUCUUUUGCUAUGACAAGCAAUAUUA
Trichechus manatus latirostris (Florida manatee) is the source of this 4412-nucleotide messenger RNA. RefSeq names its product NECAP endocytosis associated 2 (gene NECAP2). The record is from RefSeq and is a predicted model, not a curated record. Lineage: Eukaryota; Metazoa; Chordata; Mammalia; Sirenia; Trichechidae. The coding region runs from base 46 to 837 and encodes 263 amino acids. Gene Ontology annotation, cellular component: clathrin vesicle coat; membrane. The transcript has 8 exons. Gene Ontology annotation, biological process: endocytosis.